Melitaea cinxia (Glanville fritillary) is the source of this 3251-nucleotide messenger RNA. RefSeq names its product H(+)/Cl(-) exchange transporter 7 (gene ClC-b). Bases 376 to 2760 code for a protein of 794 amino acids. NCBI's taxonomy places the organism in Eukaryota, Metazoa, Arthropoda, Insecta, Lepidoptera, Nymphalidae. Gene Ontology annotation, cellular component: intracellular membrane-bounded organelle; lysosomal membrane. Gene Ontology annotation, molecular function: voltage-gated chloride channel activity. The transcript has 15 exons. Gene Ontology annotation, biological process: chloride transport; transmembrane transport. The record is from RefSeq and is a predicted model, not a curated record.
CUGCUGAUUGCUCUGUUUGGCUCUGUUCGUUUUCGCUGACCACGGUCACUGACUGACUAGCUUUGGACUAGCUAUGACAAACUAUCAAAAUAAUCAUCUGUGUUGGAAAAUUAGAGUUACUCUUUGUCUUUGCUCUUUUGUUAUUUUAACAAAUUGCUGUGUUGAGUGAAUACGCACUGUUUUAUUUAUUAUUUUUGUAUACAUAUAACAAUGUGAUACGUAUUGAAAUACAAGUGCAUAAUUAUAUUACCGUCAUAAAUUGAACUGUACUCAAAAAUAAAAUUUUAUUUCCAUUUUAUAGGAAUCUUUACACUUUCAUCAUAUUGAAUCAUGUUUUAAAUUCGUUUGUAAAUUUAUAAUUAAAAUCUUUUUAAAAUGAACUCUUCACAAUUAAUCGAAGAGACAGUCAGUGUAACAACCUCGGAUACAGCGCAACUAGUUAGCAAUGAGGAACCAGAAGCAAGCUCAUCUAAUUUUACACAGUUCAAUAGAUCUUCCGACCUACUAGAUUCAACAGAAGAUGACAUACAUGGAAGUCACGGGAUUAGAAGAAGGCAACCGGUACAGAAAAUUGACCCUGGUUCUCUAAAUAUUCUUUCAGCAAAGUAUGAGAGCUUAGAUUAUGAUACUUGCGAAAAUCACUUAUUAUUAGACGAAGAAAGAAAAAGAGGCUAUCCGUUUAUUGUGUGGAAGGAUAUAGCAAGAUGGAUAAUUGUUUUACUAAUUGGUGUAGUGACUGCACUUAUUGCUUUCACCAUAGACAUAUGUAUAGAAGAAUUCUCUAAAAUUAAAUAUGUACAAUUGAAAAAAUCUGUUGACAAAUAUGUCCUUUUGGAUAAACUUUACAUUCCAUACUUGCUUUGGGUAUUGACAAAUAUUUGUAUUGUCUUUAUUGGAUCAAUGUUAGUGGCAUAUGUUGAGCCUGUCGCCGCCGGCAGUGGUAUUCCACAAGUAAAGUGCUACUUGAAUGGUGUAAAAGUGCCUAGAGUAGUGAGGAUCAAAACACUUUUUGUGAAGGCUGUUGGUGUGAUAUCAGCAGUUGUUGGAGGAUUGGCUGGAGGAAAAGAAGGACCUAUGAUACACAGCGGAGCUGUAGUGGCAGCGGGUAUAUCACAAGGCAAAAGUACCACUUUCAACAAAGACUUCAAAAUAUUACAGUACUUUCGAGAGGACCAUGAAAAGCGAGAUUUUGUUUCGGGAGGAGCAGCCGCUGGUGUAUCUGCUGCUUUUGGAGCACCUAUCGGAGGAGUAUUAUUUUCACUUGAAGAAGGUACAAGUUUCUGGAAUCAAGCAUUGACAUGGCGUACCUUUUUCGGUACUGUAGUGUCUACUUUUACACUCAAUUUUGCCUUGUCCGCUUAUCAUGGCCAUCCAGGAGAAUUGAGUUAUCCAGGGCUAUUAAAUCUCGGAAAAAUGGAGCCAUUUCCAUUCCAGUUCUAUGAAUUACCAGUUUUUAUGCUCUUUGGAGUAGUUGGAGGCGCCUUAGGGGCUCUAUGGAACCAUAUUAAUUACAAAUUAUCUGUGUUUCGUAUAAGGUACGUGAGCGCAGCCUGGCUGCGAGUGGUGGAGGCGUGCCUGGUGGCGGCCGUCAGCGCCACGUGCGGCUUCCUCAUGAUGUUCCUGCUCGACGACUGCCGCCCGCUCGGCGAGGACCCCACCAAGGUUCCGCUGCAGCUCUUCUGCGCGGACGGCGAGUACAACACCCUGGCUGCGAUUUGGUUUCAAACGCCCGAGGCAUCGGUGCGUUCCUUCCUCCACGAUCCGAUGGGCUCGUACAAGCCACUGUCGCUGAUGUUCUUCGUGGUGUGCUACUUCUUGCUAUCAACGUGGACUUUUGGCCUCGCAGUCUCCAGCGGCCUAUUCAUACCCAACCUGCUCACCGGCGCUGCGUGGGGAAGGCUGCUGGCUAUUUUCAUACAGUUUAUGCUGCCUCAGAAUACAAUAAACCCGGCGAAGUACGCGCUGGUGGGCGCGGCGGCGCAGCUGGGCGGCGUGGUGCGCAUGACCAUCUCGCUCACCGUCAUCAUCAUCGAGACUACCGGCCAGAUCUCCAACGCGCUGCCCAUCAUCAUCACGCUCGUCGUCGCCAAGUGGACCGGUGACUUCUUUAAUGAGGGCAUCUACGACAUCCACAUCCAGCUGGCCGGCGUGCCGCUGCUGCCGUGGGAGCCGCCGCCGCUGGCACACAACGUGUACGCGUCCGAGGUGAUGUCGCACCCCGUGUUCACGCUACGCACGGUGGAGAAUGUCGGCCACAUCGUCGAGAUCCUGCGCCUGGUCUCCUACAACGGCUUCCCCGUCGUUGACCCGCCGCUCGCCGACGACACGGAAGUGCCGACAUAUAAACGACUUCGUGGACUUAUUUUGAGGUCUCAACUGAUUGUUUUGUUACAAAAUAAGAUUUUCAACGAGAAUGCGAACACGACGUGGUCCAACUUCAAUGUUGAUAUGAAUAUGUUUAGAAAGGAGUACCCACGAUAUCCGUCCAUAGAUGAGCUGAAAAUUUCGGAGUGGGAAAAGACAUAUACAAUAGACCUGCGACCAUUCAUGAAUCCCUCGCCAUACACUCUUCCACACCGGGCCUCACUGCCGCGACUCUUCAGACUGUUCAGAGCUCUUGGGCUGCGACAUCUACCCAUUGUGAACGACCAUAACGAAGUUGUGGGUAUGGUGACAAGGAAAGAUAUAGCAAGGUACAGAGUGUGGAGACAUCGAGGCCACAUGGGGAUGGAAGAACUGUUAUUAUCUAAUGAAAUUUGAUGAAUAUACAACCAAGAUGUGAUAUUACAAAGUCUAAUGUAAAUAAAAAUGUGGGAGCCAUACAGUUGGAGAAUAUAUUUAUAAGUAGUAAAAUUUAAAUAAUAUCAUAGUACAUAUAAUGAAUUUCAAAUAUUGUUAGUAAAAGUACCUUCUAAUCUCCCAGAUGUAGUUAGUUUUUUACUACUAGACAAAUUUCAUUUAUGUACAAAUAAAGAUAUUGGUAAUGUCUAACUUCAGCUAUGAUUAUAUUCUUUGUAUGAAAACAUUCUAUGUAAAUUCAAAUGUAAGAUGAAUUUAUUAAAUUAAGCACAUCAAUUAUGUACUUAUGUGAUGAAUGCAAGUGAAAAUGUUUACCAAAGCCGAGAUGUUAUAUGACACAAUUAUUUAUAAAUGUUUAUUAAAAUGAACUAUAUUAAUGUUUUAUAAAUGUUAUUUAUUCAUUGUAAAAAUCGGUGUUAUCAAAGAAUAAUAAACGUUAUGAGACAUUAAAA